Gadus morhua (Atlantic cod) is the source of this 821-nucleotide messenger RNA. RefSeq lists its product as uncharacterized. The record is from RefSeq and is a predicted model, not a curated record. Bases 1 to 696 code for a protein of 231 amino acids. The transcript has 4 exons. NCBI's taxonomy places the organism in Eukaryota, Metazoa, Chordata, Actinopteri, Gadiformes, Gadidae.
AUGUCAGAUGCAUUCUCAGCCACUAGGACCAGCUCCAGGAUAAGGACUGAGGCGGAGGCCAGCCUGGAGGCGGAGGCCAGCCUGGAAGUCCUGGAUGCGUCCAACCUGGAAGGGGCAGCAUGGAGGGGCCAGGUGGCGGCUCCUCAUCCAAAGGGCCCAGAGGCGGCCAACCUGGAAGGCCUGGAGACGGCGGAGGUCCUGGAGGCGGAGGCCAACCUGGAGGUCCUGGAGGCGGUGGGCCUGGAGGCGGCGGCGGCAGCGGCCAUCCUGGAGGCGGACUACCUGGAGGUCCUGGAGGCGGAUUGUGGAGACCAUCCUGGAGGGCCUGGAGGUGGCGUCCACAUGGUGGCGGCCGGCCUGGAGGCGGUGGCCAACCUGGAGGUCCUGGAGGCGGUGGGCCUGGAGGCGGCGGCGGCAGCGGCCAUCCUGGAGGCGGACUACCUGGAGGUCCUGGAGGCGGAUUGUGGAGACCAUCCUGGAGGUCCUGGAGGUGGCGUCCACAUGGUGGUGGCCGGCCUGGAGGCGGUGGCCAACCUGGAAGUCCUGGAGGCGGUGGGCCUGGAGGCGGCGGCAGCGGCCAUCCUGGAGGCGGACUACCUGGAGGUCCUGGAGGCGGAUUGUGGAGACCAUCCUGGAGGGCCCGGCGGCGGCGUCCUGGAGGGCCCGGAGGCGGAGGCUCCUCAUCCAAAGAAAUGAGGCGACGUUGCGGAGGUCCAGGCGGUUGGCCCGGUGGAGGUCCUGGAGGAGACGGCCUGGAGGUGGAGGACGGCUGGGGGAUCCGGCGGUGGAGGUCCGAAGGCAGCUCGUGUUUAGACCAACCA